GCAUUAAUUAGCUGUGAAGUUUCCUAGAGAGAGACUUGUCCGACACCAUUGACGAGCUUCAUAGCUUUCCCGCGAAACGGAGAAGAAAACAUAACAAACAGAACUUUCUCUUUCUCUCUUCCUUCGUUUUCAUUUCACUUUUUUUCUUUAUAAUUUUAAUUUUUGAUUUUUUUUUUUGAAUUUUCUUUCCCCUUCGUUGAACUUUUUGGAUGCCCCAUUUUCCCAUGACACUGUGGAAAAGUGGCGCAAAUUUGAAUUCUUCUGAAGGGUAAUGCGCGUCCAAUGAAAAAUGCGAGAUCCAAUCCUAGUCUUUGUUCAACAUUCUUGUUACCAUUUUCACCAUUACCGUGUUCUUCUGAAUGUGUCAUACUUUGAUAAAUCAUUACCAAAAAUGGUGAAUUUUCGCUCGCUGUCUUUGUUGGUGUCGUUGGCUUCAUCGAACAUUCUCUUCCCAAGUUGAUUCCUUGACCGGUUUUCUAGGCACCCUUUGACGUGUCUUCUUCUGGGUGUUUUUUGUUUUCUGCAAAUAUAUAUAGUUGAUUGUUUUCUGCAAAUAUAUAUAGUUGAUUCUUUUCCUCAACAAUAUAUAUACGUACAUAUUCUAGCAUCUCUGAACCUUUCUGUUAUUUUGUUGUCAGCUAUUGUAAUCUUCUUCUUCUUCUUCUUCUGUGAUCAGCCUUUUUUUUUUAUUUUUUUUUAUUUAGUUCUGGGGUUGUUGGUUUGAUUUGUUUUCUUCAGUUUUUCUUUGACCCUUAAUUGGGUAGAGGGGUUUUGAGUCUUUGGGGUUGUGAAUUGUGGUUGAGCUUGAAGAGGGGGUUGUGGUAGGGUGCAUUGAGGGUUUUAUUUUAUUAUAUUUUGAAAUUUGAGGAGUGAGCUUGGGUUUGACAAGGACUUGGUGAGGUUGUUAGUUUUGGUACUUGUUGUCUUUGGUGGCUGGUGUUUAGGUGUGUUGGAGCAAGUAGUGUUCUUCUUUCUAAGGGUUUUUUACUUUCUUUUUCUUUGUGAUUGUGGAUAUUGGUGGAUUGAAUGGUGAACUUGGGGAGGAGGAGAAUGAGGGGUGAGAGGAGAAGGAAGUUGCAUCUUAGUAAGAUCUAUUCAUUUGCAUGUGGGAAACAAUCACUCAAGGAGGACUAUUCACAGAUUGGAGGGAGAGGGUAUUCCAGGGUGGUGUUUUGCAAUGAGCCAGAGAGCUUUGAGGCUGGGAUUAGGAGUUAUGCUGAUAAUUCUGUGAGCUCCACAAAGUACACUCUUGCUUCUUUCUUGCCUAAGUCACUUUUUGAGCAGUUUAGGAGGGUGGCUAAUUUCUAUUUUUUGGUAACUGGAAUCUUGGCCUUCACAAAGCUUGCUCCUUAUACAGCUGUCAGUGCUAUCCUUCCUCUUAUUAUUAUUGUUGGGGCAACUAUGAUCAAGGAGGGGAUUGAAGAUUUCCAAAGGAAAAAGCAGGAUAUUGAGGUGAAUAAUAGAAGAGUUAAAGUGCAUACAGGGCAUGGAACUUUUGAAUAUACUGAGUGGAAGAAUCUGAAGGUGGGGCAUAUAGUGAAGAUAAUGAAGGAUGAAUUCUUCCCUGCAGACCUCCUACUGCUCUCAUCCAGUUAUGAGGAUGCAUUCUGCUAUGUUGAAACCAUGAACUUGGAUGGGGAGACAAAUUUGAAGUUAAAACAAGGGUUGGAAGUAACUUCUUCCUUACAUGAGGACUUUCAUUUCGGUGAUUUUAAAGCUACAAUCAAAUGUGAAGACCCAAAUGCAAAUUUAUAUUCAUUUGUUGGGGGCAUGGAGUAUGAAGAACAACAGUAUCCCCUUUCUCCUCUGCAACUUCUUCUCAGAGACUCUAAACUUCGUAACACGGACUACAUAUUUGGCGCUGUCAUCUUCUCUGGUCAUGACACGAAGGUCAUUCAAAAUUCCACUGAUGCCCCUUCAAAGAGAAGCAAGGUUGAGAAGAAGAUGGAUAGGGUUAUCUACUUCUUGUUUUGUAUUUUGUUUCUAAUGGCAUUUGUUGGAUCUAUUUUCUUUGGCAUUGCUACUGAAGAUGACUUGGACAAUGGAUUGAUGAAAAGGUGGUACCUAAGACCAGAUGAUUCUACAAUUUUCUUUGAUCCUAAAAGAGCACCUGCUGCUGCUAUAUUUCAUUUUUUGACAGCCUUAAUGUUAUAUGGUUUCUUCAUUCCCAUCUCAUUGUAUGUUUCAAUAGAAAUUGUCAAAGUCCUUCAGAGCAUCUUCAUCAAUCAAGAUAUCCACAUGUACUAUGAAGAUGCAGAUAAACCAGCCCAUGCCCGUACUUCAAACUUGAAUGAGGAACUUGGCCAAGUUGACACAAUACUUUCAGAUAAAACUGGAACUCUGACCUGCAACUCGAUGGAGUUCAUCAAGUGUUCCAUUGCUGGGGUAGCUUAUGGCCGUGGUGUUACAGAGGUUGAGAGGGCAAUGAAUAGAAAAAAUGGUUAUCCUUUGGUUGAUGACACAAGGGGCUCUACUGUCAGAAAUUCUCCCGUCAAAGGAUUUAACUUUUCAGAUGAAAGGAUAAUGAAUGGAAAAUGGGUUGAUGAGCCUUAUGCUAAUGUCAUCCAGAAUUUUUUCCGCUUACUAUCAAUCUGUCAUACAGCCAUACCAGAAGUUGAUGAAGACACAGGAAAUGUCUCAUAUGAAACUGAAUCUCCAGAUGAAGCAGCAUUUGUGAUUGCAGCGAGAGAAAUUGGUUUUGAAUUCUAUAAAAGGACUCAGACUAGUUUAUCAAUGUAUGAAUUGGAUCCAGUUUCUGGUGACAAAAUUGAAAGGAUGUACAAGCUUCUUAAUGUUUUAGAAUUCAAUAGCUCAAGGAAGCGAAUGUCAGUGAUAGUGAAAGAUGAAAAAGGGAGAAUUUUCCUACUCUGUAAAGGUGCUGACAGUGUCAUGUUUGAGAGGCUUGCCAAGGAUGGGAGGGAGUUUGAAGAGAAAACCUUGGAACAUGUGCAUGAAUAUGCUGAUGCAGGUCUAAGGACCUUGAUCCUAGCAUAUCGUGAACUUGAUGAAAACCAAUACAAGGAAUUUGACAAUGAAAUUUCUCAAGCGAAGAAUUUGAUUAGCGAAGAUCGGGAAACACUGAUUGAGGAAGUAUCUGAUAAGAUUGAGAGGAAUCUAAUCCUCCUUGGUGCCACUGCUGUAGAGGACAAGCUCCAAAAUGGGGUUCCUGAUUGCAUUGACAAACUUGCUCAAGCUGGAAUUAAGAUCUGGGUUUUGACUGGGGAUAAAAUGGAGACUGCUAUCAAUAUUGGGUUUGCUUGUAGUUUACUUAGACAAGGAAUGAAACAGAUUAUCAUUCAUUUGGAAACUCCAGAUAUUAAAGCAUUGGAGAAGGCUGGAGACAAGGGUGCUAUUGUCAAGGCUUCAAGAGAAAGUAUCCGCCAUCAAAUAUCUGAAGCUGCUCAACAGCUUACUGCCUCCAGAGGAACCUCUCAGCAAGCAUUUGCUCUAAUUAUUGAUGGAAAAUCACUUACUUAUGCUCUAGAGGAUAAUAUGAAGAACAUGUUUCUAGACCUUGCAAUUCGUUGUGCAUCUGUUAUCUGCUGCCGUUCCUCACCGAAGCAGAAGGCACUGGUCACUAGACUAGUCAAAUCUGGUACUGGUAAAACUACAUUAGCUAUUGGUGAUGGAGCUAAUGAUGUGGGAAUGCUUCAAGAAGCAGAUAUAGGGAUUGGAAUCAGUGGCGUUGAAGGAAUGCAGGCGGUUAUGUCUAGUGAUAUUGCGAUUGCACAGUUCUGUUAUUUGGAAAGAUUACUUCUUGUACAUGGACAUUGGUGUUACAGAAGGAUCUCAUCAAUGAUAUGCUAUUUCUUCUACAAAAACAUCACCUUUGGCUUUACUCUAUUCUUAUAUGAGGUGUAUGCAUCAUUCUCUGGGCAACCUGCAUACAAUGACUGGUUUUUGUCACUCUAUAAUGUCUUCUUUUCGUCACUUCCGGUGAUUGCUCUUGGGGUCUUUGACCAGGAUGUGUCUGCUCGGUACUGUCUAAGGUUUCCUAUGUUAUAUCAAGAAGGUGUGCAAAAUGUCCUCUUUAGCUGGCGUCGAAUUUUCAGCUGGAUGCUUAAUGGCUUUAUUAGUGCCAUAAUAAUUUUCUUCUUCUGCACAAAGGCAAUGGAGAUUCAAGCCUUUGAUGAGAAGGGAAGAACUGCUGGGAGGGAUAUACUUGGAGCAACGAUGUAUACUUGUGUGGUUUGGGUUGUGAACCUGCAAAUGGCUGUUUCUAUAAGUUACUUCACCUUGAUUCAACAUAUUUUCAUCUGGGGCUCCAUUGCUCUAUGGUACCUUUUCCUCAUGGUAUAUGGAGCAUUGUCUCCCAGCUUUUCCGGAAAUGCUUACAAAGUCUUCAUUGAAACUCUUGCACCAUCUCCUUCCUUUUGGAUUGUGACAUUGUUUGUUUCCAUCUCAACACUUAUCCCAUACUUCUCUUACUCCGCAAUACAGAUGAAGUUCUUUCCCAUGUAUCAUGAAAUGGUACAGUGGAUAAGGCACGAGGGAAAGACAAAUGAUCCUCAAUUUGUCGCUAUGGUGCGGCAAGGAUCAUUGCGGCCAACAACUGUCGGUUCAACAGCUCGCUUAGCGGCCAAGGAUAAUGACUUUAGAGACAGUGGCACUAACCAUAGAUAGUAUAUCUUGACAUAUUCUUGUUUCAACAGUCAAUGGUGUGUGCCAGCUUUAUUGUGCCUAUAGUUAUGGAAUUGCUUACUGGCUCCUCUCAACCAGAAAUAUGAUGUUGCUUACAUCCACUUACAUGGUAAUGGCAUGGUGCACACAACCAAACCAUCAUUUGGCAGUGAAGUUGGACAGUCGAAUAAAAAUGUAUACCUAUUUUUUUGGCUAUUUGAGGCUGUAUAGCGUUAAUUUAUAGUCUGCUUUUUGUAUCAUAGAUAGUAGCCGUUACUGGGUAUAGCUUGAAUUCUUUGUAGGAUUAUAUAGCAUAGCUUCAUAUUAUAGAAAUCAGUUCCUUCAUUCCUUUUCAGUAAUUCUUUUAUUGCACUUGUCAUCUUAGAAA
Molecule: messenger RNA, 5008 nt
Organism: Glycine soja
Lineage: Eukaryota; Viridiplantae; Streptophyta; Magnoliopsida; Fabales; Fabaceae
Product: putative phospholipid-transporting ATPase 9
Exons: 11
Coding region: 1027-4623 (1198 amino acids)
Biological process (GO): phospholipid translocation
Cellular component (GO): plasma membrane
Molecular function (GO): ATP hydrolysis activity; ATPase-coupled intramembrane lipid carrier activity; magnesium ion binding
Source: RefSeq, a predicted model, not a curated record